This is a messenger RNA of Erythranthe guttata (spotted monkey flower), 7466 nucleotides long. Lineage: Eukaryota; Viridiplantae; Streptophyta; Magnoliopsida; Lamiales; Phrymaceae. The record is from RefSeq and is a predicted model, not a curated record.
AAGAACCAGGUCUUGUUCAUUCUUCUCCAUCGCAAGACCAACCUUCAAGAAGAAAAAAGGUUUUCCCAUAAAUCCCAUCUUCAUCGUCUUCUUCAUUCUUCUUCCUGGCAUCAGUCACAACCGGAAUCUUGUACCGCCGACGGAAUCCCCUACGCCGUCGACUCUUCCGCAACCGCCGGAAAAGGCUCGGCACAAAAAACGAGGGUUUUGUAUAUAGAAAAUCGAUAAUUGCCUGUUGAAUAUGUUGGAGAUACGUUCAAACAAUUCCUAAUUCCCCUUCUUUUCUUCUGUUCUACGGUGGCGUCAGCAAAUAUCGAAAUGGUCUUGUGACCUUUAAGAGACCAGCUUUUUUCAACCCCAAGAUUAAUUUCCGGCGUGUUAAAUUGAACCAAGAUCAACAAAAAGAGAAGGAAAUAAAGAAAUAAUGUUUGAAGGAUUGGUGAGGCAGUUGAUAUUGGGAUACCUUGGCCAAUAUAUUAAAGACAUCCAAAAAGAGCAGCUCAAAAUCACCCUUUGGAAUGAGGAAGUAUUAUUAGAAAAUGUGGAGCUGAUUCUUGAAGCUUUUGACUACCUUCGGCUGCCAUUUGCGUUCAAACAAGGUCGGGUUGGGAAGUUAAGCAUAAAAAUUCCAUGGAAAAAACUUGGCUGGGACCCCAUUAUAAUCAUUUUAGAGGAAGUAUAUAUUUGCGUCUCUCAGAGGGAUGACACAGAGUGGUGCAUGGAUGCUGUUGAAAGAAGAGAAUAUGCAAGCAAAAAGGCCCAACUAGCGGCAGCAGAACUUGCAAAAUUAUCGAGACGCGUGUGCGACAAUCAGACUGGAAAAUCGUUCAUUUCAUACAUCACUGCUAAGAUUCUUGACAGCAUCCAAGUAUCCAUCAGAAAUGUCCAUGUCCUCUAUCGUGACACACUGAGUGCUAAGGAACACGUUGUAUUUGGCUUGAAGUUUUCAAGUUUGACGAUUACGAGGCAAACUGCUGCUGGAUCUUCAAGUGCAAAACUCAGAGGGGGUCAAGUCAACAAAUUGAUUGAAGUUCAGAACUUAGAACUUUACUAUGAUACUUUUGAGAAAACUGAUGAUUCGAAUACAGAGAAUGUGGUGGGUUACAAGAACAUGGGGAGGGAAUUGCUAAAAGAGGACAAUUAUUCCUCUUUGUUAGCUCCACUGAAUGUAUCAGUGUCUCUGUCGGUAAACAGAUCAGGUAAACUAUUAAAUGAUGCUCCACAAUAUAAUAUGGAUGUUGAGUUGGCUCGUGUGACCACCUUAAUGGACGAGGUUCAGCUGCAACAGAUACUGUCUCUUUGUGACUAUAUGUCUUUAAGUCGAUUGAGAGAGAAAUAUGGACGUUAUCGUCCUUGGUGGAGCCCUAUAGGGAAAAGGCUGAAGGGAUGGCAGAAAUUAUGGUGGCACUACGCUCAGAAGUCUGUUCUUUCUGAUGUUCGAAAGAGUUUGAGAAAGACAUCCUGGAAGUACUUAGGAGAGAGGCUGAACUCUCGCAGGAAGUAUGUCAACUUGUAUAAGGCCAAAUUGAAAUGCCUCAGACACGAUCAGGUGGUGGAAGAUGAUGUUCAGCACAUUUUGGAGGAAAUGGAGAAAGAAACUGAUAUAGAUGACAUUUUGAAUUACAGAUCUGUUGCUGAAUGUGAACUAGAGGAUUUCUUGGUAAAUCCAGCAUCUAGAUAUGGGAGCAAUGAUGGAAAUGCAGACAUUGAAGAUGACCACCCCCCUACCAAGCCCCGUGGAUGGUUGAAUUGGCUAUCAUAUGGCAUGCUUGGCGCUGGGGGGACAAAUGAUUCUAAUCAAUUUUCUGGUGUGAUUUCAGAUGAUGUGAUCAAGGACAUAUACGAGGCAACAAAGUUCCAUCCUGCUCCUGCGUUAAUUGGGGAUUCUGCUAUGGUGGAUGAAGUUUAUUUUUCUUCAGUGAAAAUCAACAUUUCUGAAAUUCAUACUAGGCUUCUGAGCAUGGAGCUGGGAGGGGCUAUAGCUGAUUUGACGCUCCAUGGAAUUUAUGUUGAAGGAAAGGUCUGGGAGAAAUCGGCAACUAUUAUCACCUUUGUGAACUCUGCUCAGUUGCUUAAUCCAUGUAAUAAUCUAGUUGCUUUGUCCACAGAAAAGGUCAAUUCCGAGGAUAUUGUUCUUGAAAAGCAGCAGCCUUUUUUAAAUGUCAAAUUCGAUCUUUCACCUCCAAGUGCUGAUGUUACUUCGUCUGUGAAGGUGAUCGUUAGUCCAAUUGAAAUGUUCUGUGACUCAGAAUUUGUGAAGAAUAUUCUGGAUUUCUUACAUAUUCUGCAGAACUUCAGCUUUCACCAGCAAAGGAUUUUGCUGUCGUUGAAUGACAUUGACAACACUGACUCACGAUUUCAAUCAAAAAUUGAUUAUGUUUUAUCAAGUCGUAAGAAAAUGAUAUGGGAUAUCAAUCUUAUCAAUACUGUCGUCAAAAUACCUUGUGGAAGUGCUAACACUGAAGAACAUAACAUGGUAAUUGAAGUAGCAACUGUCUGCUUCACUUCCAAAACUGAAAUACACUAUUCUGGUUCUCACAUGGGAGAUAGGUCUGUUUCCAUUGAAGAUACCAGAAUGGGGUUUCAGAUUGAGGAUCUGUAUGAUCAUUUUGGCAUCCAGAUAAAUGAUGCAAAGAUAAACCUGAUGAUGUCUUCUUCUGCAACUCUCCCUCUUUUAGAGAAGUUUAGUGCUACUGCAGACUUGGUAUCCUGUAUUUUACCCGAUGAACCAAUCCUCAAAGGAUUGGAGGUUCGAGUACAGGUUCAAUCACUUUAUGUUCACUUCUCUGCUUCCAUUUAUGGGGAACUUAUGGGAUUCGUUAAGCAGUUUAAUACGCUUCUUCCUCCAUCGAACUCCAAUGCUUCACUUGAACCUUCAUCAAAUGUAUUGCAGACCUCCGUUCAUCCCUGGUUUUCUAUUGAUGUUAAUAUGGAUGCAGUUUAUUUGUUAGUUAAUCUUGAAGAAAGUGUGGCUGAUGGCUGCACCCUGAACCUCCACUGUCAGAAUCUAGCCAUCUGGUACGACCAAAGAGAUUUUCCAGAGUGCUGGGCCUCUGUGGAGACUUGUCGGAUCACUGCUAGUUCCCCAAAAGAUGAUUUUGCAAACCAUGUACUUUGCUCCACUGGAAAUAUGCUGGGCUCUGAAUCUUUAAGUCAGUGCAGUAUGGGUGUGAAUAUUGCUGGUCCAAACAGAGAGUUGGGUCCUGGAAGUUCAAUUGUUGAUGGGUGCAUUGUUCUGCAUCUUGAAGCCCUCAGAAAUACAAAAGGAUUUCUUCAACAGUACACAAUAUAUGCAAAUAAUAUUGACAUUCAUUGCUAUCCAUUAAUUGUUGGGAAGUUGGUUCGAUUUUCAGAUAAUAUAGUAGUGUACGGAGAAUCUGAUAUUGAAGGCAGGAAACCAGGCCUGGAAGAUGAAAAGUCAUGGAGACAUGGUUUUGAAGCCCACGAUCUUUUGGAUGAAUUUGAAUGUCACAUGAGUUUGUUGGUUCGUUGCGACAGUCUGGAUUUGUCAAUCUCAAACCACAUUCUUUACCUCCUUCACUUUACAUGGUUUGCAAAAUCAGAAGAAACACCUUCUCAAUUUAAAUUCAAGAGAAUGGACAUUAAAGUGCAACUAAGGAAAUUUUCUCUUCUUUUAACGGAUUGGAAGGGGAAUUCUAAUGGACCAUUGCUGGAGUUUUUGCUGAGAAACUCAUAUUUUUGGUCCACUGUAAUUGAGGAUGAAAUUGAAGGAUCGGUUGGUUGUGAUUUUCAAGUGAACUACUACAGCAUUGACAAGGUCUUGUGGGAGCCUUUUUUGGAGCCUUGGAAAUUUCAGUUGAGUAUGAGUAGGAAGCAGGACGAGAACGCUCUCUUUAGUGGCGCUAUGAUGUCAGACAUCAAUCUUGAAUCUAAGACGAAUCUCAAUUUGAAUCUAAACGAAUCCAUAAUUGAGGUCGUUUCGAGGGCAAAUGAGAUGAUGAAGGAUGCAUGGAGCUUUAUGGAGACAGAAAGUUCACAUAUCUCAAGUUUUGAAAUAAUGAAAGGUCCAGAGACGAGAAGAUAUGCUCCAUACAUGCUACAAAAUUUAACUACUGUGCCUCUAGUUUUUUGUGUUUGCCAAAGGAAACUUGGGGCUGAUGAUUUGGAUGUGUCUCCAUCGAAAGGUGUCCUGCAACCUGGUUCUUCUACACUUGUUUACAUCAAUGAAUCACCCGAGGACCUACUUUUCCGCUAUAGACCAGUGCAGUCUUCUGAUAAACUCAAUGACAAGCAAUUACUUGAGGCAGCACAUAGAUAUGUUACUUUCCAACUGGAGGGUACCUCUGUACCUUCAGCCCCUAUUUCAAUGGAUCUUGUUGGCCGCAGAUACUUCGAGGUUGAAUUUUCCAAAUCAUCACAUGUUUCGGAGAUAUAUAGCGAUGUAAAUUCUACGAAAAGACAUAAAAAAGUUGAAGGAGAUGGUGGGACAGAUGCAGUUAGAGGGUUUGCAAUUCCUGUAGUGAUUGACGUUUCUGUACAGCGGUUUACAAAAUUGAUGCGAUUAUAUUCAACAGUUGUAAUUUUAAACUCAACUUCUUUGUUGCUUGAAGUCCGGUUUGAUAUUCCAUUUGGUAUUGCUCCAAAGAUUUUAGGCCCGAUAUAUCCUGGCCAAGAGUUUCCUCUCCCUCUUCAUCUGGCUGAAGCAGGCUGCAUUCGUUGCCGUCCUCUUGGCGAUUCACACCUAUGGAGUGAAGCUUAUAAUAUCUCAAGUAUUAUAAAUGCCUGCCUCCAGUUUGGAAGAAUGAAAGGGUUAUAUUCGCCAGUUAAUGUUGAUAGGGGUAUACAAUCUCAUAAACUUCAUAAUCCAUCCUCCCACAGUUUGGAGAUACCAAGGAAUCGGUUUCUGUACCAACGGUUGCGGAUUUACCAGCAGAAAUGUGAAUCUUUUGAAACAGCAAUCCACCCUUACACAUCUUCCCCGUAUGCUUGGGACGAACCCUGUUAUCCUCGUCGUCUUAUUGUUGAGGUGCCAGGUGAACGUAUCUUAGGAUCAUAUGCUAUUGAUGAUGCAUCAGUUCAUUCACUUGUGUACCUAUCUGCAACUUCAGAGAAACCUGAAAGAAAUUUGCUUAUUUCUGUACAUUCUGAAGGAGCAAUUAAGGUUCUCAGUAUUAUCGAUUCAAGUUACCAUGUUUUGAAUGAUCUGAAGAGCCUUCAUGUCCCUCAGUUGAAAGAUAAAGGAAAACAAACUAUGAAGUAUGAAUCUUUUAUUAAUUACAAGGAAAGGUUUUCAGUUGAGAUCCCAUUUCUGGGAGUCUCUUUGAUGAAUUCUCGUCCUGAGGAGUUGCUCUUUGCAUGUGCUAAGCACAUGAAGAUUAACUUUGUGCAGAGCUUGGAUCAGCAACAGUUCUCCCUACAAAUUGCAUCUUUACAAAUCGAUAACCAAUUACGUACAACACCAUAUCCUGUAAUCCUAUCCUUCAACCGUGGAAACAAGGGCAUUGAUAGUGCACUCAUCAGUAGAAGUAUGACUCAAAUAUCUUCUUCAAACAUGUAUGAACCAGUAUUCUCCUUAGCUGUCGCCAAGUGGAGAAACAGUGAUAGAUCACUGGUUUCUUUUGAAUCUAUUAUACUAAGAAUAGCAGAUUUUCAUCUUGAGAUUGAGCAAGAAAUUGUGUUGAGGUUGUUUGAAUUUUGCAAAACUACAUCUUCAAGGUUACAGAGCAGAGGUUUUCAGCGUGUGGAUUCCACAUCGAAUUUACUGUUUCCUGAGUCAGAUUUUACUGAUUUUACACUGCUUAAUGACGAUCAAAAAAGAAGCUUUUUGCUACCCCAAAUGGUCCCAAUUGGAGCUCCUUGGCAGCAAAUUGAACUUGCCACAAGAAAGCAGAAUAAAAUAUAUGUUGAGUCGCUUGAUAUGGGGACAAUCAAACUGACUUUGAGCUUUUCUAGCAGUCCAUGGAUCCUCAGAAAUGGUGUUCUUACAUCGGGAGAAUCUCUUAUUCAUAGAGGUCUUAUGGCUCUUGCGGAUGUUGAGGGAGCCAAAAUUAAUUUCAAGCAGUUGCUUCUAUCACACCAGAUAGCCAGCUGGGAAUCCAUUCAAGAGAUCCUUGUUAGCCAUUACACUCGACAAUUUCUACAUGAAAUGUACAAGGUUUUUGGCUCAGCCGGUCUUAUAGGAAAUCCUGUGGGUUUUGCAAGAAGUUUAGGUCUUGGAAUCAAAGAUUUUUUCUCCCUUCCCAUGUGGAGCGUUUUCCAGAGUCCAGCUGGAUUAAUGACAGGUAUGGCCCAAGGUACAAUGAGUCUUCUCAGCAAUACAGUUUACGCAGUGAGUGAUGCUACAAGUCAAUUCAGCAAAGCUGCACAUAAGGGUAUUGUAGCAUUUACGUUUGACGACCAGACUGCGAUAAUGGUUGAUAGGCAACAGAAAGGAAUGUCUUCACAUAGCAAAGGAGUAAUAAAUGAAUUCCUCGAGGGACUUACUGGUGUACUCCAAUCACCAAUCAAAGGUGCCGAAAAACAUGGCCUACCAGGAGUUCUAUCAGGUAUAGCUGUAGGUGUAACCGGACUUGUUGCAAAACCAGCAGCCAGUAUACUUGAGGUCACUGGAAAAACAGCACAGAGUAUCCGAAACCGAAGUAGGAUCCACCAAAUGGGGUAUCGUUGUUUAAGGGUCCGUUUACCAAGGCCUUUGAGUGCGGAAUCUCCCUUAAAGCCUUACUCUUGGGAGGAAGCAAUUGGCACAUUUGUACUCGCUGAAGCAGAUAUGAAGCUGAGGGAGGAGACAUUAAUCAUGUGUAAACCACUUAAGCAAUGCGGUCAAUAUGUUUUGAUAACUCGAAGACUUAUCUUAAUAGUUGGCUGCUCCAGUUUAGUGGAAUUGGGUAAACCGAAUUUCGAGGGUGUCCCUUCUGAUCCCAAGUGGGUGAUAGAAUCAGAAAUAGGAAUGGAUGGUGUAAUUCUUGCAGACAAUGAUGGAGAGGUGGUACACAUUGUGGGGAGUGGCUCAGAUACAUCGUUCAGACAGAGUCUUCAAGGAAACGAAGCAAAGGGGAAACUGAGGCACAAUUUUCAAGCUCCACUCCCUCUUCUGCAGACCAACUUAGAGUUCAACUCUUCAGAGGAAGCAGACGAGUUCUUGAGAGUAUUGAGGUGUAUGAUCGAACUGGGAAAAGAGCAAGGCUGGGGUUCUCUAUAUAUUUUGCACCAGAACAAAGUAUCAUCAACUAGGAGGACUUAACCAAACUGUGUCGCUAUUGUAUAUGUUUGUCUGUUGUUUGCUUUGUGUUCUAACUGACCAGUGUUCAAAUCAUAGUGUGUUUUUUGGGGCAGUUUUGUAAAUUAGGUUUCUUUAUUAUUUAUCUUCUUGUGGUCCAAGUAGGGGGAUGAAAAAGGAAAAAGAGAGAGCGCCAUUUAUUUAAAUGGAGGUAUUGCCAACAUGUUUGAGUUUGAUCUUUGUUACUUGCCAUAUAAUAAAUACAUCCCAUGCCAUGGAUUAUUUCAAA